AGAGUGAAUUAUUUAUUCUCCACAACAAUAAAUAACCGAGAUGCAAAAUAGUUCCUGUCUACAUCCCGAACUGCUGUUUGCACUCUUCUUAGGCUCUCUGCAGCUCAGAAUAUGCUGGAUGCAGUUUGCCCAGCCAGAUCUCUGACUUUUAGCCACUAAGCAAAGGAGAAAUUAAUCUUCCACUGGUCUCCUCUCCAGUUUCAUAAAGAUCCAGGCACAUCCCACAGCCUUACACCUACCCCUUCCCACUCCCAUUGGGACCAACAGAGGGUGGGGAGGAAAUCUGCUCUCCAUUACUGUCACUCACUUCAUUGCCAUGCAGGUUAGGGACUUGCCCUGAUUCUCCCCCCGGGUGUAAAUCAGGAGUAACUCCAUUGAAAUGUGGCAGGAACAGGAAGGAAUCUCACUGCGGUCAGUGAGAGCAGAAUGGGGCCCAGGCACAGGGAGAGGGAAGGGGGCAGAAGGAGGCUCGUUCGGUUUCGCAGGUGCCAUUGGCCCUUGCAGAGAGAAGGGCGGGUGCAUGCCCAGCCCCAUCUGUGGAACUAUUGGGUAAGGGAGCUGCCAGCGUGACGGGGAGUCAGGUUUCCUCCUUUACUUAGGCAAUUGCCGCAAAACAUUUCGAGAAUUUCUCCGAGACGGCCGCGGAAGGAGGAUCAGUCGGUCCGGGUGGCUCGCUGGGACAAGCUCAGCUUCGUUCGGUGCAUUGAAAAGAAAGGGCGAAACAGCUUUUGCACGCUUUUCCUUAACGCGGGCUCAGCCAGUUCUCUCAUUGUCCUUGAAGACAUUCCGGAAGCUGUAUAUUGAUCUUUCAUUCACUGCAAAGCUCUGUGGAAUCAAGUUAUGUCAACAGCUGCUUUAAUUAAUUUGGUUAGAAAUGGAGGGUAUCAAGUGAGAAGGCGAGCGCUGCUGACAUCCCGCCUCUUGGCAGACGACAAACGCUUGACUGCCGUGUGCCAGAGCUCCACCACAGAACGCCGGGCUUCCCGCUUCGAUCCAGACGGCAGUGGGCGUCCAGCCACAUGGGAUGCUUUUGGUAUCUGGGACAAUCGCAUUGAUGAGCCCAUACUCCUCCCACCCAGCAUAAAGUAUGGGAAGCUGAUUCCCAAAAUCAGUCUGGCCAAGGUGGGCUGCGCAAGCCAGAUUGGAAAGCGGAAGGAAAAUGAGGACCGGUUUGAUUACGCUCAGCUGACAGAUGAUGUCCUGUAUUUUGCAGUGUAUGAUGGGCAUGGCGGGGCUGCAGCAGCUGAUUUCUGUGCUAAGUACAUGGAAAAGUACAUUCAAGAAUUCCUUUCUCAGGAGAAGAAUUUGGAAACCGUGUUGACCAAAGCUUUUCUAGAAAUAGACAACGCGUUUGCGAGGCAUGCUCACUUAUCUGUGGAUGCAACCCUGCUGAACGCUGGGACCACUGCCACAGUGGCCCUGCUGCGAGAUGGUAUUGAACUGGUUGUGGCCAGUGUUGGGGACAGUCGUGCACUGUUGUGUCGAAAGGGAAAGGCCCUAAAACUCACCAUUGAUCAUACUCCAGAAAGGAAGGACGAGAAGGAAAGGAUAAAGAAAUGUGGUGGCUUUAUAGUGUGGAACAGUCUGGGGCAGCCCCAUGUGAAUGGUAGACUUGCAAUGACACGGAGUAUAGGAGAUUUGGACCUUAAAAGCAGUGGAGUAACAGCAGAGCCAGAAACUAAAAGGGUUCAGUUGCAUCAUGCAAGCGAUAGCUUCCUGGUCCUUACUACAGAUGGCAUUAACUUCAUGGUGAACAGUCAAGAGAUAUGUGACUUUAUUAACCAGUGCCAUGAUCCCCCUGAAGCAGCCCAUGUUGUGACUGAGCAGGCUAUACAGUAUGGUACUGAAGAUAACAGCACUGCUGUCAUAGUACCAUUUGGAGCAUGGGGAAAAUACAAAAACUCUGAGGUCAACUUCUCAUUCACCCGCAGCUUUGCCUCGAGCGGAAGGUGGGCAUGAGGACCCGCUGGAAUCAGAUUUUCUGUGCAAUAAUCUGUAUGCCGCAUGCUACAGGAGAACACAUCUUGCCCAUUUAUUUUUCUCCCACUAUUGUACAAAAUAGUAAGCUUACUGCUUUCUGGGUAACAAACCCUCAUCACGUACAUGUCCCAUUUUACCAUUUUUAUUGAUGUUUUCAGAUUUUAGGCAAGUGUUCAUUUUACUGACUUUUUUGGUUUCCAAUCCCAGAAGAUGAUGGGUAGUCCUGUGCAGAUGGACUAGGUGCAGGGCAAUAUUCAAUACAUGUUUUGUUCUGACUGAUUUAUCUAGUCCUCUGUGAAAGAUUGUUACGCUGGAUAGACUGAGCCCUGUGCUCCCCUCUGUGCACAAAACACCAGGGAGGGGAGCAAACACGUAAUCAUGAGGAGACGAAAGAUGCCUGUUUUGUCUUCCACUGUGUCACAGCAACCAAAAAAGUCCCUCUGCGCUUCAGGAGAAGCAUGUGAAAAAUAGUGGCAUGGCUAGAGAGGAUUGAGGAAGAGGCUAUUCUAUGCAGCAAGCUCCUCUGACACAAUAGUGUAAGUUUAGCCCAAAAGUCCUGUCUAAAUUAAUGCUGCUAAGCAGAACAAUACCUUGACCUCCACGCUCUGCAAGUCAAAGUAUGUGCGCAGGCCAGGAGCCAAACAUGCAUGGCAGCCAAGGCAGAUAUGCUGCCACUGGGGGCAGAGGGGAUUCCCUACAAUGGCCUGGAGUUUGUGAGGUCUCUGCUGUCCUACGUCUCUGGCCAAUGUGUGAUUUGGAGGCCACAUUGCAGUCCUCUGUGUAGACCCCUAGCACAAUUUCACUGAGAGGAACAUGAAGCUGGUCUACAGGGGUGCAAAAAGCUGCAUAUUUUUCAAAUUAAGAGGCACUGUGAACUUGAAUUCCAUUUUUUAAUGAUUUAAUUUCUAACUAUUCCAUUUUCUAGUAGAGCUCCCUGGAAACAGUGCAACAGGAAUGUUUUAAUUCUUUAAAAAAUGAGUAAGGGCUUUUGUGCUCUCCAGAAAAGCCAGUUGCUAGUUGACUGUGCACAGGAUGCCAUCAAGUGCACAAAGUAAACUGGAAAAAGGGGAGUGUCAUGGGGCGCAACACUCACUGCUGAACUGGCGCCUCCUCCUGGUUACUCUGGGGAUUAGCUCAAGGA
Molecule: messenger RNA, 3121 nt
Organism: Emys orbicularis (European pond turtle)
Lineage: Eukaryota; Metazoa; Chordata; Testudines; Emydidae
Gene: PPM1K
Product: protein phosphatase, Mg2+/Mn2+ dependent 1K
Exons: 7
Coding region: 841-1959 (372 amino acids)
Biological process (GO): peptidyl-threonine dephosphorylation
Cellular component (GO): nucleus; mitochondrion; cytosol
Molecular function (GO): cation binding; protein serine/threonine phosphatase activity
Source: RefSeq, a predicted model, not a curated record